Molecule: messenger RNA, 1283 nt
Organism: Apis florea (little honeybee)
Lineage: Eukaryota; Metazoa; Arthropoda; Insecta; Hymenoptera; Apidae
Source: RefSeq, a predicted model, not a curated record
AGAAACUGAAAAUAAGCGAAAGUGAGUCAUUGCGAGAGUCAAGUGUGGUAGAACCGCUUGCACAAGCACGAGUAAACUUCUGAUUUCUGGAGGGAGAGCGAACUGAUUGACAACAAGGUGGUUUGAGCAAACGUAUAUACACGCGUUUUCAAAGUCAGGCGUACCAGCAUACAACGUUUGAUCAGCUUGUGAACUCGUGUUGAGUAGCGGUCCCUCAGUUGGACGUCGAGCGUAGUCAUCCACGCUCCGUUUAUCCUACUUUUCUUCGCGUAUGUUGUUCGGUCGUAAAUUGUUAUUGCGGUGCAAUGAAUCGUUGUUUCAAACUACUGCAUUUUAUUGGCAUUUGGAAGAUUUAUUAAAGGUGUUUUAAUUCGUUUAAGAAUCGAGUGAACGCAACAAUGUCGACUUCAGAUUUGAUCGGAUAUUCGCACGACUUUCUUGCAGAAUUUAUUCAACUUUAUCGUAGUUUUCCCUGCUUAUGGCAGAUUAAGUAUAAAGGAUAUAAAGACAGAUUGCUUCGAAAUCGUGCUUACGACGCUCUUGUACAGAAAUUAAGGGAAGUUAAUCCGAUAGCUGAUAGAGAGACCGUGAUACGAAAAAUUAAUACUCUCCGAACUGCAUUCAGAAGGGAAUACAAGAAAGUACGGAGCUCGCAGAGGAUGGUCCAAAAUCCUCGGCAACGAUACAAAUCUUCGUUAUGGUACUACGAUAUUUUAAAAUUUGUCGCGGAACAGAACGAGACAAGUCCAUUGGACGAAGAAAGGGACGUUAAGAAUGCUUUGGUUAACCCAACGGAUUUCUCUCAAGAGGAGAUGAUGUCUGUGCAAACGGAUGUAGACAAGAUCGAGCCACCGUCACCCGUACCCUCACCGGGAGCUAGCUCUGUCCCAGCUUUUCAACCGAUCAUCUUUGAAGGAUCAUACGCGAGGAGAAUAUCGAACACCGCGCAGACCGAUUACCUGAGAAGAAAGUAUCAACAGGAAAAUUUUCAGGAUCAUCAACCGAAGGAAUCGAGUCGCGAACUCUCGCCGAGACAUUUUGCCAGCUGCGAUGACCAUUUUGAGACUUUUGGUCGUUACGUUGCCGGCAAAUUGAGAAAGUCAAUGCCUCGACAAAGUAUCAUUGCCGAGAAGAUAAUUGCGGAAGUCCUCUUAAGGGCCAAUUUCGGCACCUUGGAGGAAACUACUUGUCUUACGGAAAAAGUACCUUCUCGUUGCUUUUUAGUAAUGGGCGAUCAUUGAAUCGAUCAUUGAAUCGAUCAUCACAUUUCUCGUUUUUCCUUC